AUGAGGCAGAUACUCAAGGAAGAGCCUGUACCACGUGCUUGGCCACAACCUGCGCUCGCCGAUAACGGAACGGUCGGCGUAGGCAGAGCUCAUUUUGAGAAGCAACCACCGAGCAAUUUGAGGAAGAGUAAUUUCUUCCACUUUGUGAUCGCACUUUAUGAUCGGCAUGGUCAGCCGAUCGAGAUAGAAAGGACCUCCUUUAUGGGCUUCGUCGAAAAAGAUCAGGAGUCCGAAGGCCAGAAAACGAAUAAUGGAAUCCAAUACAGCUUACAUCUGCUUUACUCUAAUGGUGUCAGACAAGUGCAAGAUAUUUAUGUUAGGCUUAUUGACUCUGCGACGAAACAGGCAAUCAUGUACGAGGGACAAGAUAAGAAUCCUGAGAUGUGCAGAGUUCUUUUGACACACGAGGUGAUGUGUAGUCGGUGUUGCGAUAAGAAAAGUUGCGGGAACAGAAACGAAACGCCAAGCGAUCCUGUGAUCAUCGACCGAUUCUUCCUUAAGUUCUUUCUCAAGUGCAACCAGAACUGCCUCAAGAAUGCCGGCAACCCACGCGAUAUGAGGCGCUUUCAGGUGGUCAUUUCCACGCAAGUAGGAGUAGAGGGGCCACUGCUGGCAGUCUCGGACAACAUGUUCGUUCACAACAACAGCAAACACGGGCGCAGAGCGAAGCGAUUGGAUCCCAGUGAUCCUGGUGAAUACAAUAGUCUCUACACGCCUGUACCCCUUCAAACACCGUGCAUUAAAGCGAUAUCGCCAAACGAGGGGUGGACGUCUGGAGGAUCUACAGUGAUAAUUAUAGGUGAAAAUUUCUUCGAUGGGCUUCAAGUAGUUUUUGGAUCGAUGUUGGUUUGGAGCGAGUUAAUUACACCAAACGCAAUCAGGGUCCAAACUCCGCCGAGGCAGAUACCAGGCGUCGUCGAAGUCACACUAUCGUAUAAAACUAAGCAAUUUUGUAAAGGGGCGCCUGGAAGAUUCGUUUAUGUCUCAUUAAACGAACCAACAAUUGACUACGGUUUCCAAAGGUUACAAAAACUUAUUCCACGACACCCUGGUGACCCCGAAAAAUUACCGAAAGAAAUUAUACUGAAAAGGGCGGCGGAUCUUGCGGAAGCUUUGUAUAGUAUGCCAAGAAGCGGAAACGCGGGAAUCACAGGUGCUCCUAGGAGUCCUGGAUCUGGUCAUCCACCUGCACCGCCUACUUCUAGUUCGGCGACAGCGUUCAACUCGUAUACUGGGCAGCUGGCAGUGACGGUACAGGAAAAUGGUAGUGCGGCGAAAUGGACGGACGACGGUAAUUCCGUGACGACAGGAGCCAAUGCUGGAGGCGGAGGCGGCGGUGGUGGCGGUGGUAGCGUCGGAGGAAGCGUCGGUGGCAACGUCGACGCCUAUAGGCAAAGCAGUAGCGCGAGUCCACGUGGGGUUGUAACCGGUGGCGGUUAUUGCGGAAGUUCAGCAAGCACACCCCACAGUCACAGCACCAAUGGGAGUUACUCUGUCGCGAAUCCGUACGCCAGUAGUCCAACCCUUUACACGUCGCCGCACGAACAGUAUGGCAUUUUCUAUACGUCCGGGGACGGGAGUGCGUUCGCCCCCGUAGUACGACCACCGACUACCUCAGUCCCACCGCACUGGUCCACACAGCACCACCUCGCCACAGCCGCCCAGUAA
Molecule: messenger RNA, 1668 nt
Organism: Dufourea novaeangliae
Lineage: Eukaryota; Metazoa; Arthropoda; Insecta; Hymenoptera; Halictidae
Gene: kn
Product: transcription factor collier
Exons: 13
Coding region: 1-1668 (555 amino acids)
Biological process (GO): regulation of transcription by RNA polymerase II
Molecular function (GO): RNA polymerase II cis-regulatory region sequence-specific DNA binding; DNA-binding transcription factor activity, RNA polymerase II-specific
Source: RefSeq, a predicted model, not a curated record